Messenger RNA from Aphidius gifuensis, 1928 nucleotides. RefSeq names its product cuticle protein-like. NCBI's taxonomy places the organism in Eukaryota, Metazoa, Arthropoda, Insecta, Hymenoptera, Braconidae. The record is from RefSeq and is a predicted model, not a curated record. Bases 114 to 719 code for a protein of 201 amino acids. The transcript is spliced from 5 exons. Gene Ontology annotation, cellular component: extracellular matrix.
AUGUGGUGGGAAAUUGGAGCGUGCAAUUACUAUAAAUUGCCAUGUAAAGCUCAGAGUUAAUCAUAGUCAUCAGUGAAUUCUCUUGAUACAUACAAAUAAAAAAUUAAAUAAUAAUGAACUCAAUUAUUGUAUUUGCAGUGUUUUUGGCAAUUGCCCAAGCUGAAGUUAUCAGUGCUUCAACAUCGUCAACAAUCACUGAUACUGAACGUGAUCGUGAUCAGCCUGAUACUCUAAUUCAAACAGAGCCCUAUGAUGCCAAUCCACAAUACAGUUACAGCUACAGUGUUGCUGAUGGUUUAACAGGUGAUAACAAGGCUCAAGAAGAGACAAGAAAUGGUGAUCAAGUUAGAGGAAGUUACAGUUUAGUUGAACCGACUGGUUCAAGACGUAUUGUUUCAUAUGCAUCAGAUCCAUUGAAUGGAUUUAAUGCUGUUAUUCAAAGAGAUCCAACUGUUACUUUAUCAGCACGUACUAUUGCAACAGCACCAGUUUAUAGAUCAUCUCAAACUGGUCAAAUAAUUGAUCAACAAUCUGGACCAACUGCUGUUUUUGCAACUGCCAAUGCAAAUGUUCAUCGUCAAUCAACUUUGGUGAGUUCAUCAUCACCAUACUUGUCAUCUGGACUUGGUGUCAAUGUUCGUGCUAGUUCUCUCUACAACAACCAGCCUGUUAUUGGUAACCUUGCCUACGGACCUCUUGGACUUGUACGUGUUCGUUAAAUUCUUCAUUCUAUUGAUCCAUUUUACUACAAUAAAUCCUCGACAUAUUGAUACUGAUCAAGUAUCAAUUUUACACGGUUGAUGGCUAGUGAAAAAAAAAUAUGAAAACAAAAAAAAUUAUCCAAUUAAAAAUGAUUGAUUCUAAAUUAUAUAUACACGAAAUAUACAAUUUAAUUUUUAGUUAAAUUUUUAUUUUACAAUUCAAUCCAUAUUUUAAUUGAUAAUUCAAUUAGCUUUCUGGUUUACUUGGUAAAAUCAGUUAUGUAAAUUUAGCAUAACUCAAUAAUCGAGACGAAUGUCUUGAAAAUUAAAAAAAAAAAAAUCUUGGAAAAAUAAUAAUAAAAAUUUAAUUAAAUUAUGUUCUUGUUGUUUAUAAAUUGAAAGAGCUACUAUUUUACUGAAUGUCUUGAUGAAAUUACUAGAAUAUUUUCUAAUAAACUUACCUCACUGUUUGACUCUUGUUUGGUAGACACGAAGCAGGUACAGCUUGGUGAGAAAAGUAGAAGAACAAGAAGUAGAAUAUUUAUGGAGAUUUAUGGAUUCAUGAACCUGAAGAUGCAGUACUGGUGGUGGGUUUCUCGACCAGCCAAGAAUUUCAGUUUAAAUUAAUUGUCGAUUUAUUGCUUUUGCUUCUUGCAUCGGUUGAAUAUCAAAUGUGUUAUAUCGAAUUAAAAAAUUCUUUUCUUGUAAUAUUCGUUGAAAGUCUUUUACGAUGAUUUAUUACAAUGAAAACGAAUGUUUUAAAUUAUUGGUAGUUAUUUUAAGGUUUAUAUCAAGUAAUAAAAAUUAAUUUUAAUUAUUAUUAUAUUGAACUAAUAACGAUAAUUGAAUUUUACUAGAAAUUAAAUUUGCUGAAAGAAAAUUGGUGCAGGUCAAGUACCAAUGACCCAGAGUUUAUGUAUACAACAAUUUUCUCUUCGUGUGUGGUUUUGUGGUACAGCUGACAAAGACCAAUGCAUGAAUAAGUAAAUUUUGGUGCUGGUGAAAGCUCCAGCCAACUUGGAUAAAGCUCACUGCUGUCUGUCCGGUACAGGUGGCUCAUGAAAUGAUGGAAAUUUCAACUAAAUAUGUUUUGCUGCUUUUCAACUUGAUGAAUCAUCCAAUGUAGAUGUUUUGAAUUUGUCAGUGGAACCUUGAACGUGCUAUAACUCAUUUGUGUAGGUGAAUCUGGAUAGUUGUUGAUAAUUGACAUAAUGAUGAUGGCUAAUU